This is a messenger RNA of Rhododendron vialii, 1483 nucleotides long. RefSeq lists its product as uncharacterized. The transcript has 4 exons. Bases 168 to 521 code for a protein of 117 amino acids. Gene Ontology annotation, biological process: autophagosome assembly; protein folding in endoplasmic reticulum. Gene Ontology annotation, cellular component: EMC complex; endoplasmic reticulum; membrane. The record is from RefSeq and is a predicted model, not a curated record. Lineage: Eukaryota; Viridiplantae; Streptophyta; Magnoliopsida; Ericales; Ericaceae.
AUUGAGUAGUUAAGGGGAUAAAAGUGCAAAUUAGCCUACAUAAUCAGCCAGCGCUCCCUUGGGAGGGAUUUUCCCAAACAAGAUCUCUCCCUCCCUCUCUCUCUCUCCUCACUGAGAAGUUCUCCGCCAAGCACCAAGGAAUUGAAGAAUUUCAGAAGGCAGAAGAUAUGGCUGAUUCAGGUUCAUCUGAGAAGUCCACGAAUGAUUUCCCUACCUUCAAUGCUGAGAAUAUGCAGAACAAUAUGAAAGCUAUCUAUUACAGCCGAACAUUUAUGUCCAUCAUUGGUGGGGUUAUUGCUGGAAUUUUGGGAUUUACUGGCUUGACUGGAUUUGUCUUCUAUUUCCUUGUCAUGGUAAUUACUUCAAUAGGACUCAUGGCAAAGGCUGGGUUUACGAUCCAUUCCUACUUUGAUUCGUGGAGCCAGAUUAUAUUUGACGGCAUUCUGGGUGGGCUUAUGUCGUUCGUGCUGUUUUGGACGUAUCCUCUUUUAUUUUCGCAAGACUAUUCAUUUUAUUUUUAACCCAUAAUAAGAAUGUGUAGGUGCAAACCCCAUUUAUCUUGACAAUGUGAAAAGCCAUCAAAAUAACAUAGAUCUUGUGUUUAAAUCAUAAUUCGUAAAAUUCUACAUUUUCUGACAUCUCUAAAACAACGUCAAUUUACCAUCGAAAGGUCGUAGAAAUCAGGUCCUCUAGUCAUUGGAUUAGUUAUAUCUUUAUGGUUUUGUGAAUGAGGUUGGACUUUUCCUGUUUGUACUGGUUUUUGACUAUCAAAUGUUGUGCGUGUACACACAUGCUCCAAGGGUCGGGCGUCAAUAUAUGUUGCUUCUGGUUGAGCAAUGUUUUACUGCUCUGGAACUUAAUGAAACAUGCUCAUAGCAUAGCAUAGGAAUUUCCCACUAACUGGUUGCAUCAGAGCUGCUGAUUUUUUUCCUGAUACUGCAUAUCUUAGCAAUAUUUUAAAGUCUCGGAAAAAAUCUGGCCUGCCAGUUUAUGUGAAGUCUUGAAGCCUGAGAACAUUUAUUUUUCACUUUUAACGCUAAAUGUUAUGCUACACUGCCACUUUCCUUGACACGUCCAAAGAUUUGCUUAUGACAUUGUGCAUAUAUUUUGAGGAGAGAACUAGCCACAUCUUGCCUGGAAUAGAGGGGAGACAAUGCUGUCUCUACUGGCUGCUGAUUAAUGUGUUCAACUUCAAAAAUUUGCCACGCUUCUUGUAGGUUGAAGAUGGGGCAACCUUUUCGGAUUUGGUCAACUUGUGUUUGUAUUGAUUUUUAGUCAUUUAAGCAUUCAUAUUUUCUGUUUCUACAAUGAUUGUCUGGCUGGAGACAAAUUGUAAGUUUGGAUUUACGAACUUGGGGAGCUGAAAGCCAAGCAUAAUCGACGUUAGCUUUGUCAGUUUUUUAGUUUCAGAGGUGAUGAAGGUAUGGCAUAAGCAUAGUGGACAAAUGUUCUUAUUGUGGUAGUCUAAUGUUUGUUCCAGUUC